Messenger RNA from Schistosoma turkestanicum, 3391 nucleotides. The record is from the annotation of a GenBank genome assembly. Lineage: Eukaryota; Metazoa; Platyhelminthes; Trematoda; Strigeidida; Schistosomatidae.
GCCUUAAGUAUCUGCGUUUUUAGCUGUUCAUGACUCGUCUUGAGGUAAAUAUUAGAACACGGUAAAUUAGAUAUUGAAAUUGAACUUUGAGUUUUGAAUUGUUUCACUGGGUCAUUUGACUUGUUCUCGGUUCUCUUCAACUUGGUUUCUGUUGUAUUUUUGCAUACUAGUAAUGCCAUACUACCGGUUUUCUAGAUUCCGCUCACCUAGACGAAGGGGUUUUUUUGGUGGGGGAAGGAGACUUCGUUCUGUGGAUUGGAGUGCAUACACUCUUGCUAAAUUCGAAAAGAAGUUUUAUCACGAAUGCUCAAGUGUUCGUGAUCGUUCUCGUAGAGAUGUCGAAGAAUUUCGAUCUAAACAUAAAGUUACCGUUCUUGGACACAAUGUUCCCAGACCUCUGUUCAAAUUCAGUGAAGCUGGAUUCCCGAGUUACAUCAUGAGCGUGAUUAAGAAAAGCAAAUGGGAUUCACCUACUCCUAUUCAAUGUCAGGGUUGGCCGGUAGCACUCAGUGGACGUGAUUUGGUUGGGAUUGCUCAAACAGGAUCAGGAAAGACAGCUAGUUUUCUCCUACCGGCAAUUGUGCACGCCAAAGCCCAACCAAGCCUAAAACGAGGAGAUGGACCCAUCGUUCUGAUUCUCGUUCCUACCAGAGAGCUCGCUCAACAAGUGGAAAAAGUUGCCGAAGAUUUUUGCUAUUCAGCCGGGUUCAAGUCCGCAUGUCUUUAUGGUGGAACAUCAAGAACUGGUCAGGCAGAAGCUUUAGGGCAGUCUCCUGAAGUAGUGAUCGCAACCCCUGGCCGUCUUCUCGACUUUCUGGAAUCGAGACAUACAAAUCUGCGUCGCUGCACUUAUCUAGUGCUCGAUGAAGCUGAUCGUAUGUUGGAUAUGGGCUUUGAACCUUCCAUCAGAAGAGUUGUCUCACAAGUUCGUCCGGACCGACAAACUUUAAUGUGGUCAGCUACCUGGCCCAGAGAAGUAAAAGCGCUGGCAGAGGACUUCCUUUAUGAUUAUAUCCAAAUAAAUGUUGGGUCUACCAAGUUGAGUGCGAACCACAACAUUCGACAGCAUGUAGAAAUCCUAAGUGAGGGCGAGAAGUUCAAACGUUUACUCAGUCUUCUCAAUUCCUUUGAUAAUGCCCGUGUUCUUGUCUUUACGGAAACAAAGAAGCGUACAGAUGAACUUUGUCAAAAACUUCAAGAUAAAGGCUUCGAUGCCACAGCCAUGCAUGGCGAUAAACAUCAAAAAGAACGUGAUCGUGCCUUAGAUAUGUUCCGCGAAGGUCAUAUAUCUGUUCUUGUUGCCACGGAUGUCGCAUCUAGAGGCCUAGAUAUUAACGAUGUUCGUUAUAUCAUCAAUUAUGACUAUCCGUCGCAAACUGAAGAUUACAUCCACAGGAUCGGACGAACAGGUAGAAGUGACAAGAAAGGCACUGCGUAUACUUUCUUUAGUGCCAAACAACCGAGAUUGGCGCGAGAACUUAUUGAGGUGCUGAAGGAAGCCCGUCAAACCAUUCCUGAUGAGUUGUUCAAAAUUGCAGAGGGAUAUUACGUUGAACGAAAUCGGUCAUCGGCGCAAUCCUAUCGUCGAAGUAGAUCAGGUUCGAGCCGGAGUGCGAGCUCAGGCAAGAGAAGUUUAUCUAAAAGAAGUCGUUCUAGCGCUAGCCGACCCUCCCGAUCUCGCUCGAGUCGCAGUGGGACACCAUACAGGUCGAGAAGUCCGCAAACUAAGGGUUACCACUCACGUACCCGGUCCAAAAGCUUGUCACGUAAUGGAAAUGGCGCAGCUAGUGACGAGUCCAAGGUGAGUUCACCCAGACAAAGGCGGUCUUAUGGUUCACGGACUCCACCUAAACGCAAAGAUCGAUCACAGUCUUCUCAAUACUCAAAAGAUGCUUAUCGUGAGCAAUCUAACCAUAACCGUUCUAGUUCGGAUGGUAGUCCACCGAAGCGAACCAAAGACAGAAGUCAUUCAAGUCGAAGUUCACAUUCGGGAAAACACAAAUACUCCCAUUCAUCACAAAGAGAAGACGUGGAGAGAGCUCAUUCCGCAUCAAGUGGUGCUCGAUCAGUAUCUCGUCACCGAUCACAAUCUUCGGCCCAUUCUCGUUCAAAAUCAAGUAGCAUGAAACGAUCUCAACGCAAGUCCAGUAGAUCUGUCAGUCGCCACUCCCAACAGAGUCCAUCUCAUGAGCACAGUGGAAGUUUAGAACCUUCUCCCACCAGGACCGAUCCUGAUGUUGCUGACCAUUCGUCACGUUCUAUUGUUGAUGUGAGUCCAGCCGAUGGGUCCAUAGACCGCCGUAAUUCUUCAGCGUCCGAUAAAAAUGAAUCAAUUUCACCCCCAAACUCAAGGGAUGUUUCACCCCAAUCUAUAACAAAAGAUGAAAGUCCUGUAGCUAAGAGACCCCGAAACGACCAUAUGUCCAGUCGGCAUUCUAAAAGUAAGAGUCGAUCGCAGUAUAGAGACUCGCCUAGAAAUGAACGUUCGAGUGGUUACAAACAUUCUAGUGGAUCUCGUCAUGACCGUAGAGGACGUAAAGAAGUUCACGAUACACGCGACCGUCGUUCUCGUUCAUCCGAUGAAUAUUUUGACAAUAACAGGCGAGAUCGAUCUUGGACACCGUAUGGGGAUGUACCUUCUUUCAAUUAUAAUUACAAAUUCAAUUAUAAUGCAAGAUACAACCGUAACAAAAACUUCUACCGCUCACGCUCACGUUCAUCAUCAGGAUGGCAGCGGCGAGACCGAAGCAGGAGUAGAUCAGGUCGUGAAAGGACUCCAAGGAAAAUGAGGGAUAAUCGCAGACGAUAAUUUUAAUGUGAUUUCAUUAAAUGUUCAUCAUCAUCUUAUUUGAGUUGUUAUUUGCGUACACUAGUAGUCUGUUUCUGACUGUAAGUCUCAGGAAAUUCGAUUUCACAUUUGUUGUCAGCUUGUCAAAAAAGCUUUUUAAGUAGCUCCGUUUCAUGCGCAUUUUCAGUGAAGUCGAAUGUAGAUCUUUGGUGUGUGUCAACCGUCUUAGUGUUAUCAGCUUAUCUCGGUCUCGUUCUUAACAGUCAGCACUCGCUGUUUAGUUCGGUGGAUACUUUGGCUCAUUAAAAUGUAUACUCGAAUGGAUGUAAUGAAAAUAUCAAUUUUGAUUAAAAAUUGAACAGAUAAUUUAGGCUAGUCUAAAUGGGAAAUACGAGAUGAUACAGAACGUAUAACAUUUGAAAGGAUAGCCUGUUUUGGAGCAAUUCAGGUUUUAUGAAACGGAGCUCUGAGUAGACCAAAUGAUGAGGUUGAGGUAGUGUUGGUAUGCUUCGUAAGUCCCAUUAUAAAAUGCUGUGAUUAGUCUGUUUUUGUAACCGUCUCCUAGAAGUAGGUACUAUCAGGUGUGAUAUAUUGUUACGCCAU